ACAUCGCCACGCCCGCCUCUCCCCUCUCGGACCAGCUCCAGCCGUGCACAGCGACCCCUCGCCUCCACCCAACUCGCGGGAAUCGUCCUACAGGUCAGUCGACCUUGUGCCUCCUCCGGUCGCGCUCAUGCCUCGCCGUCUCGCACGAGCAUCCCCGCCAGGAUGCCGACGUCUUCGCAAGUCCGCCUCCUUUCGCUCCGAUCCAGCCGGCGGGAAAUGCCCCGUCUCGAGGUGAGUCGACGAGUCCUCCUUGCGCCCCCUCCCCUCGCGUCCAUGCGCCGUUCUGCCUGUUGUGCAGACGCGUCGCCGCACUCGUCCCAAGCCACUCCGUCCGCAUCGCCGCACUCGUCUCAAGCCACUCCGUCCGCAUCGCCGCACUCGUCUCAAGCCACUCCGUCCGCAUCGCCGCACUCGUCCCAAGCCGCUCCGUCCGCGAGGAUGCCGACGUCUUCGCACCCCGCCUCCGUUCGCCCCUCGUCAUGCCUCACUGCUCAUCCGCCCGCCGGACAGACAACAUCACGCGGAUGGUGGGCCACCGCGCGAUCUCGCUCACUCCGCCGCCACGACUCCUCCACCCAGAGGCCACCGCCGCCGCCCACUGGCAUCUUGGUACGUGACACGCGUGCCGCCCACGGUCCUUCGCUCGGACAACAGCGUAGAUCACACAGACACGCCCGCGCGCUGCACCACUGAGCACGGGUGCCGCGAGCGCGUUGGGGACCGUCGCCGAGCAUUUGCGCGCCGGCUCGAGUUCUGGACCGACUGUGGUGCUUGAAUGCCCAGCGAGAUCGUCGUACGAUGUGUACGGU
Rhodofomes roseus is the source of this 809-nucleotide messenger RNA. RefSeq lists its product as uncharacterized. The coding region runs from base 163 to 693 and encodes 176 amino acids. The record is from RefSeq and is a predicted model, not a curated record. The transcript has a single exon. NCBI's taxonomy places the organism in Eukaryota, Fungi, Basidiomycota, Agaricomycetes, Polyporales, Fomitopsidaceae.